Molecule: messenger RNA, 680 nt
Organism: Drosophila yakuba
Lineage: Eukaryota; Metazoa; Arthropoda; Insecta; Diptera; Drosophilidae
Exons: 2
Coding region: 80-481 (133 amino acids)
Source: RefSeq, a predicted model, not a curated record
UUGCGAGGAAAUUCAGUUCACAUCUAGAAGCCGAACUGAAAAAACCUAGUCAUACCACUGAAACCAACUGAACUUCGAUAUGUCGAACAAGUCUAAGGCAAGUCUACUUGGAUUCAACGCAACGCGUUCCUCUUUCGACUACGAGUUCCUCAUGCAGGAGCAGCCGCGUGGGUCUACGGAGGAGCAGGACUUGCCAUCGAAUAUGAUGGAUCAGUCUACCCAGACGGAACUCUCCGCAUUCAUGAUGUCUGACCAGUACGAUAUUAGUUUGCAUUUCGGCAUGCUGGGCUUGAAGCAGCGAGUUCCUACCGAGGAGGAUCUAACUGCGGUGCCAGAGCAUCAGCCAGGGCAAAAUCCAUAUGGGGAUCCGUUUGCUAAGGAAGAGAAUCCCAUUCCGCCCACCGUGGCGACCAGGAAGGGGCGUAAACGAAAAGGAAGCCCGAACCCGUGUUCUCCAAUUGCUGGAGUACAUACAUUUUAGCUGCAGGCAUCAGCCUCGUAUUGGCCACUUUGUGGCGAUGCGGUGAAUCAAUACUGGAGGUAUUGAUGCUCCGCUACAUUUACUCUUCGAGGGAUGCAGGACAUUGAUGUACAAUUAUUUGUUCUGUUACAUUUAAUUAAUUUUUGUACUUAAUAUCAUCUGCCGCUCAUCGUAUGAAUAAAUGAAUAAAAUCUAUAAA